AUGGCAACACUGGCCGAUAUUUAUUUAGAUGCUUCUAAUCCUGGUAGUCUGGGAGGCAUCGAGCGUUUGUACCGGGAAGCGCAAAAUCAUGGAUUUUCUCGUCAGCAAGUGGAAGAGUAUUUGCAAAUUGAAGCUUAUUUUUGGACGCUCAUCAUGGACGAUUACCAGCUCACGGAUGUUGAUCGUAUGGACAUUGAUGCUAUUUUCGACGAAGGGUCAUGGAAUCUUCCGCCAUCGCCACCGUACGUUAUCACCGAUGCGGAUCGUCAGGAUACCGAUGCCAUACUCGCGGCUUGUGAUUGGGACGAUUGGGCACUGGAAGAAAUCAGUGAUAUUCCGGAUUUCUCAGCCCUAUUCAGCCUGACUAAGAACAAAGAGCGCAAGUUCAAGAAAUUCAACAGCACCGAGUACGAGUACCGUGUGGAGAUCGCCGCCCUGCCGCUUCGUGUGCCUAACAACUACUGUUUACCCGCCGCAUUGUACUUGGGCAAGUACCGUUUGACGCACGAUGUUCAGGAGCGUACAAAAGCCAGUGGAAACAUCUGUACAGUGAAGGGGAUCAACAAAUUGACCAGCCACGCCAGAGAGAUUAUUCAGUUAGCUGAUUUACCAUUAGGACGGUGCUAUGACCUCAAUGACCUGUCCUCUUUACAACACGAGUGCUUUCCCGAAUUUCAAGUAAAGGUGAUCUCGGCGGAUCACGAAGUGGAGGUCAAGAAAGGCGACUUCCCUCACCACUUCAAUCGACCUGAAAACUGGGAUAAGGUACUGCCGUGGCCCGAACCGGAAAUGUACGUUUUUGACGGUCUGAAAAAGAAAGAUAAAGAGGAGUUUCUAAAGUGGUACGCUGAAGCAAAAGCCUGCGGGUGGCAGUUCGACUUCCGUGCGGAAAUCAUGGCCUACUGCUCGAAUGACGUCACCGUGCUCCGGCGUUGUGCCCUGAAGUUCGUUGAUGAUUUUGUCGCUCUGACUAAUCUAAACCCGCUGGAUAGUAUCACCAUGUCAUCUGCCUGCAACCGUUACUACCGUACCUUUCAUUUGGAACCUGAGAAACUAGCUGUAUUGUCCUCCCAUGGACCUCACCGGAACCGACGUACCAGUGUUCAAGCAACUCAGUGGUUAGAAAUGUUGAACCGUGACUUGGGUGGGCGUAUUCAGCAUGGUCGGAAUGGCAAGGAAGUGCACAUUGGCCCGUAUUACGUGGACGGCUAUGAUGCCGCAACUCGUACAGUGUACGAAUAUAACGGUUGUGUAUUCCACGGACAUCCCGAAUGUACCGAAGAAGAAGAUCGAUCCCCUUUCUCUCGUAAAAAGAUGAGUGAAGUGUACGAGGAAUACUUGGACCGUGUACGCUACCUGGAAGAUGAGAAGUAUACAGUAGUUACCAAGUGGGAGUGUGAAUGGAAAAGGGAGCGAAAGGAUACGGACAUCGCUACUUUCUUGUCUGGCCAAAACCUCCGCGAGCCCCUGAAUCCCCGGGACGCCUUUAAAGGUGGUCGUACUAAUGCCAGUCGCUUAUACUACGCAGUGAAGCCGGGGGAAAUGAUUAUGCACUUCGACGUUGUCAGCUUAUACCCUUUCGUCAACAAGACCAAGACGUACCCUAUCGGCCACCCAACAAUUAUAUUGUCGGAUUUCAAGGACGUGAAAGAGUAUUAUGGCUUGGUGUCGUGCAAGAUACUACCACCACCGCAGUGUUUGUACCCUGUUCUUCCUGCUACUAUCAACAAGAAGUUGGUAUUUGCGCUUUGCCGUACGUGUGCGGACACUAAGUACAACGACUAUUGCCGGCAUAGCGACGCUGACCGCUGCAUCGAAGGUGUGUGGACCACCCCGGAGCUCCACCACGCUAUCGACCGGGGAUACACCGUGCAGGAAGUGUACGAGGUAUGGCACUGGGACACCUUGGAAGCCGGCGUUUAUGCUGCGUACAUCAACAAGUUUCUGAAAAUCAAGAUGGAGGCCAGCGGGUGGCCUAGCUGGUGUAAAACUAACCAACAGAAAGAUGACUUUAUCCGCCAAGUCAAAGAACGUGAGGGAUCGACCUUGAUCCGGAAGCCAUGA
This is a messenger RNA of Paramacrobiotus metropolitanus, 2064 nucleotides long. RefSeq lists its product as uncharacterized. Lineage: Eukaryota; Metazoa; Tardigrada; Eutardigrada; Parachela; Macrobiotidae. The transcript has 5 exons. The record is from RefSeq and is a predicted model, not a curated record. Gene Ontology annotation, biological process: DNA replication. Gene Ontology annotation, molecular function: nucleotide binding; DNA-directed DNA polymerase activity; DNA binding. The coding region runs from base 1 to 2064 and encodes 687 amino acids.